UUUCCUCUUCCCCCUGCAAUCUAAGCCUGGUCUGCAAAUUCUCUAGCCUCCGGUCUUUCUCUCUGAGAAACCUCACGGAAUAGGCUACUUACCUCCUGCUCUAAGUGUUCGAGGCAGCCGAAUCCUCUGCUGCUUGUUAGGAGUUUUCCACAGCAGGCUCUGUGCUACACUGUAGCUGAGAAUAUACUAAGAAAAUGACACAUUUUAACAAGGGGCCAGCCUACGGAUUAUCUGCCGAAGUGAGAAGCAAAAUUGCUCAGAAAUAUGACCCACAAAAGGAGGAGGAGCUCCGCUUCUGGAUUGAGGAGGUAACAGGAAUGUCUAUUGGAGAGAACUUUCAGAAAGGCUUGAAAGAUGGAGUCAUCCUCUGCGAACUAAUUAAUAAACUGCAUCCUGGCUCAGUGAAGAAGAUCAACCUUUCACAGCUCAACUGGCACAAGCUGGAAAACCUUGGGAAUUUCAUCAAAGCUAUCCUGGCCUAUGGCCUAAAGCCCAAUGACAUCUUUGAGGCCAAUGACCUGUUUGAAAAUGGGAACAUGACUCAAGUCCAGACCACACUGCUUGCACUGGCAAGCAUGGCAAAGACCAAAGGUAUGGACACAAAGAUCGAUAUUGGAGUGAAAUACGCAGACAAACAAGCACGACAUUUUGAUGACGAGAAGAUCAAGGCUGGUCAGUGUGUCAUUGGACUGCAGAUGGGGACAAACAAGUGUGCCAGUCAGGCUGGAAUGACUGCUUAUGGAACCAGAAGACAUCUGUAUGAUCCAAAGACUCAGACUGACAAACCCUACGACCAGACCACCAUCAGCUUGCAGAUGGGAACCAACAAAGGAGCCAGCCAGGCAGGCAUGUCAGCCCCUGGUACCCGCAGAGACAUCUAUGACCAGAAGGUGGUGCAGCAGCCACUGGACAACUCCACCAUCUCCCUCCAGAUGGGCACCAACAAGGUGGCAUCUCAGAGGGGUAUGAGUGUGUACGGUCUGGGUCGACAGGUCUACGACCCAAAGUACUGUGCCCCCCCAACAGAGCCGGUCAUCCACGCCAACGGCAGCCAGGGUACCGGCACCAAUGGCUCCGAGAUCAGCGACAGUGACUAUCAGGCUGAGUUCCAGGAGGACGAGUACCAUGGAGGUUACCAUGAUGACUACAGCUCCCAUUACAAUGAUCAGAGCAUUGACUAUUAGUGGAGACUUCCACCGCCAGAUCAGUAUUAACUAGUAUAUUUCAUCAACUUCACAACAGAGCAAGUCUUUUGCUAUCCUCACUAGUUUUUUUUUCUUGUGUUGAAGCAUACAAUGCAGUAGGGCUACACGAUAUUGGAAAAAACUGACAUUGCAUUUUUUUGUUUUGUUUUUUGUUUUGCAAUAUAUGUUGCCAUUUUAUAAAAUACAAGAAUUUUCACCAGAUGACUUGAAUAGCUCUAUUGGAAAGAAUUAGGUUGACUCACCACAACACCAUUGUAUUCAUAUAAUACCCUUCUAUAGAGUGUGCCAGGGCUGACGUCAAAACCCGGAAGUUUAGCAUUGCGCUUGCCUGAGUGUCAGACUGAAGCUCGCAGAACCUUCAGUCUGACAUUGCCUCCAUUGAAGGCGAUUUACAAGGGGGAGGGAAUUUGAUUUUUCCCUAACCAGUCAGUAGAGAUCAACGACUCACCCAGAAUCUGACGUCAUUAGUAUCCAUGCCUUGGGGGUGCCAAAAACAAGCGAGCAUUGCCCAUUUAAAAUGUCUCCGUCGUCGUGCACGCCCAGCUGCAUCGCCGUUAAAUCCAGUUUAGCAGCUUCCUUAAUUUGGUCCUCCAUUAACGCGAGUAGUGGCGAAAUACCUCGAUAGCAUCGUUAAUGUGGUCUGUAGGAUCUGUAGCGGUCGCCAUUGUUGCUAUCCUCACCAGUUACCCACCGGCGUACAGCUUGACAUCAGCGUGGCACUGAUUGGCUAAUCGCUAGACCCGCCCCCACCCCCGGCGUUCAUUGGUCCAUCCAUCGUUUGGACAAGAUAAAUCGCAAAUUCAUUGCAGUAUGCCAGACCAGAGAUGCAAGCCUACUCAGUUGAGUGGGCGGGGUCUAUGGUCUGGAACCAGGCUAGCAUCACGCUGGUUCCCAGAAGAGAAAGUGAAUGUGAUUUUUGCAUUGCGUUUUGGAUUAUGUCAGAAAAUAAGCUCUGUGGCUAACACAAGUUUAUGAUACAUACAGGUUUUGUUCAGUGAGAUAAUCUUCACAUAUGAACACCUUUCAUACCGCAUUUGAAGCUUAAAUGUGAUUGGCAGAAGUAAAAAGCUAACGUUAGGCUUUAAUGGACUACAUGACUACUCUACGGUCGCAUGACUCUUGACGUCACAGCUACUAAGCUUUCAACUGAUUUUGGCCGCUUUAUUUUAAAAACAUUGUAUAAUGGGGAAAUCGGACUGUUUAAGCUAAAUAAGAAGCUGUAAUGGCGGACUGCCAGCACUCUCGCCUGUUCGGGGGUGAUGACGUUUAAUGUCCCCGACAGGGUUUGUUGUCGUAUUGAGCAGCUUGUUAGCAAUCGCCUUUUUUACGACACGUAAAAGCUUCAAAAUUCACAAGUAGGGUAUUUACUGACAUGUUUUAUGUCGUAGAACAAAACCUGAAACUCGCUUAAGCUUUUGUUAACCACAGAUCUUAUUUGAGGCAUUUUACCAAAAUCCCAUUCAAAAAACGUAUUGACUUUUAGACGAGAGAACUGGAAGUGCUAAAAGCACUAACGGAGUUCUGGGUUUACUGGCACACUCUAUUAAUCCAGGCUAAGGUCAGUGAUCUAACAAGUCAUACUCUAAAAUAAGGGGGUUCAUCUGUGAAUGAAGAAGAUUGCUGGUAUAUAAAAGGGAUCCAGGAGGUCAUGUCUCUGUACUCCAGAUUAAACAGAGCAUUAGGGAUAUCAUCUUUUUUUAUAUCCGAAAUAGUUCCAUAUUUCGGACGUUGACCUUCUUUUGGGUACUAAAUCCACCUUUACCAUUUCUCCCUCUUGCAUGUCGCUCAUUUUCAGUGUGUGACUCCAGCGUGUGUGUGUGUGUGUGUGUGUGUUGUGUGUGUGUGUGUGUGUGUGUGCGUGCGUGUGCAUGUGUCAGAGAGAGAGGCGAGUGGAGCGGAGCAAGGAGCUUUCUUCAGAGCUGCUUUUCUGAAGCAAAACAAAAGUUUAUAUGUUCUAAAAAAAGAGAAAACAUUGCAUGUCCUGCGAUGUGACUAUCGCACAUGCACACAUCGCGAUGGCGAUGUUCAAACGAUAUAUUGUGCAGCCCUACAAUGCAGUGUUGUGUUCAGUGCUUUCCUUCUUCACCUAGACCCUUUCCUCUGAGCAGCAAAGGUUGUACGAACUGUAGUGGCAUAGAAUAAUGACAUGCAGAGAUACAGUGAUGAAAAAGUUUUUAAUACAUUCUUUUAAAAACAUACCUGAAUGAUGGAACACUGAAGUGAUAACUUUGUGAACCUGUGAUGUAGCAUCAGGUGAGACUGCAGCAUUCCAUGUUUGUAUUCCUGGACUGAAACUGGGCUGAUGAUCCACGUGAAAGGAAUUCAACAAUAGGCUGAAUUAUAUGCCUUAUCUCCCUGUCUGUAUUCAGCCACAAUAACAGCCACAGUUUGUGAUAGUGUUAUUCCUUUUAUUUCUUUUUUUUUUUUUUUACUACAUUUAAUCACUAUACCAUCUUUUUUUCUUUUUAUGAUAAGCAUGGUGGCUGUUUAGUUUUAGUGCAGAUGACCAAAAUCAAGCUAACUCUAAUUUACAGACAGACGUCCUUGUUUCAUUACAUUACAUAUAUUUUCAUGUUAUUUUCCUUAUAUUUCUAAAGUGUAUUUAUUGCCAUGUCUCUUAUUGUGAAACAGUCCACCAUUAUAUGGUUCAUAAAGAAAAAAUUAUAUAUA
This is a messenger RNA of Epinephelus moara (kelp grouper), 3875 nucleotides long. It is a transcript of the gene cnn3a, whose product is annotated as calponin 3, acidic a. Gene Ontology annotation, biological process: actomyosin structure organization. Lineage: Eukaryota; Metazoa; Chordata; Actinopteri; Perciformes; Serranidae. Gene Ontology annotation, molecular function: actin binding. The transcript is spliced from 7 exons. Bases 195 to 1184 code for a protein of 329 amino acids. The record is from RefSeq and is a predicted model, not a curated record.